AUGCUGGAGGAUGUUGCAGGCAGCAGAACAUUCUCCACGGCGUCUCCAGACACUGUCAUGUGUUCAGUGGAAAACCCAGUCCACUUCCAAGAACCCAGUCACCACAGGGACAGCGACGACGAGGACGAUUCCGCGAAAGAUGUGAAGGAAGAGGAGGAUGUGGAUCAACCUGAGUGUCCGUAUGGCACAGACUGCUACAGGAAAAACCCUCUUCACUGGAAGGAAUACAAACACACCAAGAAGACUCCAGGUAUCCGGGUAUCAUACAACAACAAUGAUGAUGAGUUUGGGGACGAUGACCGCUUCAUCAAUGAUGAGAGCGUAAGUGAAGACUCUGACUAUGAGCCACCUGACUCAGACGACAGUGGCAAGGAGGACCUCAAAAGACUCAAGAAAGAAGCCAAGGCCUUCACAAAUCUGAACUACUGGCCUAAACUGGACCAAUCUCCCCUUACCUGUUUUUAAACUAAGCAUGCUAUUUAAGCAGGGUUGAAACGUGUUUGGGAAUACCUUUUUUCCUCUUCAAACACACUUGGAAUCCAGCAGGUCUAGAAUCUCAAAUAAUAUUUGUCUCCCUGUGCUGGGAAAAUUGUCAGCAAUUUACCCCAUCAGUUGGGAAGAAUCAAUAAUGGGAUUCUUGACUUGAUGUCAUAUUGCUGGCUUUACCUUUUUAAGUAAUUGAAUUUAUGUGUAAUACUUUCUUGGGUAGUAAUUCAUCACUAGCAUUUUUGAGGUUUAUGAAUUCUUGAUUAUUGGUUUGUUUGAAUAGUAUGGACAAGCAGUAAAACAUAUAUACAGUGCCUUGCGAAAGUAUUCGGCCCCCUUGAACUUUGCGACCUUUUGCCACAUUUCAGGCUUC
Messenger RNA from Oncorhynchus masou masou (cherry salmon), 859 nucleotides. Its product is annotated as aprataxin and PNK-like factor. Gene Ontology annotation, cellular component: nucleus; site of double-strand break. Gene Ontology annotation, molecular function: 3'-5' exonuclease activity; DNA-(apurinic or apyrimidinic site) endonuclease activity. The record is from RefSeq and is a predicted model, not a curated record. Gene Ontology annotation, biological process: double-strand break repair. Lineage: Eukaryota; Metazoa; Chordata; Actinopteri; Salmoniformes; Salmonidae.